CAAGCAUUGCCCGGAGCCCCUGUGCUUAUGGCCUCUGCCAGGCCCUGCUAAAACGGAGGAGUUCUGCCUCGUUAUCCCCAGGUGUUUUCUGCAUUGAAGCAGUCCUGGGGCAAAAAUUGUGUCCUAAGGCAAUGGAAAACUAUGUGGCAUCAAUGGUGCUGAGCGCAGUUGGUGACACGCUGGGCUAUUACAAUGGGAAAUGGGAGUUCCUGCAGAGUGGCCCAGCCAUCCACAAGGAGCUGGCGGAGAUGGGGGGACUUGGCAACCUCAGCAUCCAAGGUUGGAAAGUCAGCGAUGAUACGGUGAUGCACUUGGCCACGGCCGAAGCCCUGGUAGCUGCUGGGAAAAACCCAAGUUUAGAGCAUCUCUAUUCCCUGAUUGCAAAGAACUACAAGGAGUGCAUGAAUGAUAUGAAGGGCAGAGCUCCAGGUGCCACGUGUACGGAAAACGCGCUGAAGCUGGAUCCGGGGCGGCCAGACGGCUGGAGGAUCCCAUUCAGCACCCGGGCGGGAGGCUGCGGGGCUGCCAUGCGCUCCAUGUGCAUCGGGCUGCGUUUCCCCCACCCCGCUGAGCUGGACACCCUGGUGCAAGUCAGCAUAGAGAGCGGCCGAAUGACCCACCACCAUCCCACUGGCUACCUGGGGUCCUUGGCUUCAGCCCUCUUCACGGCUUUCGCAGUGAACGGCAUGCCCCCCCCGGCCUGGGGGAAGGGGCUGCUGGAGGUGCUGCCGCGGGCGAAAGCCUACGUGCGGGGCACCGGCUUCUUCGUGGAGGAGAACAUGGGGCAAUGGCAUUACUUUGAAAAGCAGUGGGAAAAAUACCUGGUGGAGAGAGGCAUAUCAGACGGGGUCUCGCCACCCACCUUCCCGCCCAAGUACGGCGUCGAAGAGAGAGACUCCUUCUACACCUCCCUCAGCUACGACGGCUGGGGGGGCAGCAGCGGGCAUGACGCCCCCAUGAUUGCUUACGACGCGCUGCUGGGCGCAGGGGACUCCUGGGCAGAGCUGGCUCACCGGGCUUUCUUCCACGGGGGUGACAGCGACUCCACCGCCGCCAUUGCGGCCUGCUGGUGGGGGGCCAUGCAUGGCUUCCGGGGGGUCGGCGCCUCCCUCUACACCCACCUGGAGUACAGGGACCGCCUGGAGCAGGUGGCCAAGGACUUGUACCGCAUUGCCUAGGUGGGGGGGUGGCAGGGCCCCCCAGGGCAUGUGCUUACCCCACCUGCGGCCCCACACUCACUCAAGGUUUUGCAAACUCGGUUUGCAAACCCACUGGAUUAAAGCACUGGAGCAUCAGCCAGAGCCAGGCUUUUUCUGUUUGUGUGUAUUGGCUUCGGCAGGGAGGUCAUAUUGGAGCUAGCAGCUUGGGGCUUGGGGACAGUGGGUAGGGAAAAGCAGGUACAAGGGGGUUUGAUGGGAACAUGCAACCGUGCGUCUGUCCCUUGAGCAGCCGAGCCCUGAGACGUCCCUCCCGUCAGUGUGGCAGCUGCACAUCGUCUGGUCCUCAGGGGAGCAGGAGCAUCCGUUGCGGCA
This is a messenger RNA of Gavia stellata (red-throated loon), 1532 nucleotides long. It is a transcript of the gene ADPRH, whose product is annotated as ADP-ribosylarginine hydrolase. NCBI's taxonomy places the organism in Eukaryota, Metazoa, Chordata, Aves, Gaviiformes, Gaviidae. Gene Ontology annotation, biological process: protein de-ADP-ribosylation. The transcript is spliced from 4 exons. Gene Ontology annotation, molecular function: magnesium ion binding; ADP-ribosylarginine-[protein] hydrolase activity. The record is from RefSeq and is a predicted model, not a curated record. The coding region runs from base 132 to 1178 and encodes 348 amino acids.